Molecule: messenger RNA, 14786 nt
Organism: Cinara cedri
Lineage: Eukaryota; Metazoa; Arthropoda; Insecta; Hemiptera; Aphididae
Source: the annotation of a GenBank genome assembly
AUGUACGAACAACACGCGGCCGAACUGCAGUUGUUGGUCACAAACUUUCGUAAGAAAAACAUCGAUCUUCGGAAAGACAGGUGAUUAUAAAUAAAUAUAAUUUGUCAGUACGUUUUUUUCUCGGAGAAAAUAUUUCAAAACUUUUUUCUUUUAUUUUGUAUUAAGUGAAAGAGAUAAAAGCCAAAAUAUUUAGAAUAUACGAGAAAUUGCACGUUUAUGUUGAAGUCAGUUUCUUAUUUCACUCUGAGAUUAAUGUAAUUUAAUAUUUUUUUAUACGCCCGAAAAUAACGAGCCUCCUAAAAACUUUGAAACGCCCAUUUUAUUCUACAUAAUAAAAUAUACUCAGCCAAAUAAAAACAACAGUUUGCAUAUUAAAAAACAAACAAAUUAAACGAAAAUUUUACAUUUUAAUAUUUGCUCUUUCGCAGGCCCUCGUUCCCUAGUCAAUUGUUCUACACGUGGGAGACGUUUCUGCAAGAAGUGGAAACGGACUCAAAAUCAAUCAGCGACGUGGCCACCGUACUCGGUCGACAAAUUUCAAGACCGCUUUUGGACAGGUCGUAUUAUCGAAAAGUACAGUCGCGUAAAGUGUUUAGCCAAAGAGACUCGUUGGAAUUGAUCUUACAAAAAGCCGAAGACAAAUUAGCAAAAGUAUGUAUUAGUUAUAGUGUACAAUUUCGUAUUAAACCUAAAAUGUAUUUAUACUUUCAAAAUUUAUUUAAAAAUCUCAAUUUUGUUUUUUUUAGAACUCUCAAUAAUACGUUAAUGUAAAAUAUUAUAUUUUUCGAGGUUAUGUUAUGAACAUAUUUUAAUAAAAUACGUAAAUAAGUCUUCUACUUCUCCUUCGCCUUCAUCACAACUACUUUGGGACAGCCAUCCUCGUUCUAAACAUCCACUUAACUCGAACUUCCACCUCACUACAUAAGUUGUCCUCAUUACAUUCUCAAUUGCAUUAAAUCACCUCUGUUUCAAUAUUCUUCUUCCUCCUCUUUCCUCCUAAGUUUAUAUUCAUUGAAAUUCUUACUUAUAAAAAUAUUUUAAAUUCUAAAUAAUACGUUAUGGAAUAAAAUUAAUAUACUUUAUUGACACUUAAAACAUUUUUCUUUUCGCAUUACCGGACCAACAGUUUACUAUUAUUACAAAGUUGAAAAAAAUUCUUAUACAUUAUAAAAAACAAAUUUUUAAUAAUAAUAUAUAUAUCAAUAGCAGCAAAACCAUUAUGGUCUACUAUUUAUAUAAUAUAGUGUAUGAUGUAAAAAAACACUACAUACAGCAAUUUUAAUACAAAAAUAUCGUAAUAACUGGAACCGUCCGCAGUGUUGCUAAUAAAAUUAGGUUACUAAAAUUCCGACAUACACUUAAUAAUAUUGAUUUACAAAAAAAAAAUAAACUAUAAUAUAUAAUAUAUUACGUAUUGUUAUAAACUGUGGCGGUGAAUAUUAAUUCAUCCGAAGGUUAAAACUAACGCGUAAUUUAAAGUGCAGUGCGUCUGCAGAUAUAGUCGUGUGAUUAAAAUAAUAAUAAAGCAGCGCAUAUUCGAGUAAUCCGAACUUUAAAAGCUUAGUGCCGUACGCGUAUAUCUCUUAUAUAUAUAUAUUAAAAUAUAAUACCGAGUUCGCAAACAAUAGUAUUACCCAUUUUGAAAAUCGUAUAUAUAAUAUUAUCAUUAUCAACGAAUUUUUAAAUUUCUAGUUGACAUCAUACGUCUUUUUUAAUAUAUAUACAGGUUAUCAUAAAAAUGAACAUAUUUAGGGAUGACGUGUGUGUUGCGUUGAAAAGAAAAAUCACCCUCUAUAUGCGUUUUUAUAUUGUAAUAUUUUCUUCUGCAUAUCCGUCAAGUAUUGUUUUCAGGUGCUCGUAUUAUUAUUAUCAUUUAGAAAUUAAAUCAACAAGAUAAAUAGCAAGUCGAGUGGGUAGGAUACGCAAAUUAAUUUUAUUUAUAUCUGUACGAUAAAUCAUUGCUUACAGAAUACGAUUCUGAGCAAAGUUCGGAUAAACGUGUUUUGAAACGCCGUAGUUCAUACAAAUUUUUCUUAUUAUUUUAUUAAAAAAACUAAACUACUACAUCAAACUCAACUUUUUUUUUUUAUCACAUACACUUUGAAGUUUCUUAUGUUCCGAAUUAUUACUUUCCGAAUUCUUACGUUCCAGAACAUUACAUUCCGGAAUAUUACGUUCCGGAUUAUUGCAUAAGACAAAGUUAAUGUUUGUAACCGAGACCAAGACCAAUACUAAGAUUGUGUCUGCAAGAACGAGAUCAUGAUUAAGACUGUCCUCGGUCUUGGUUUCCUAAUCACUAAUUAAAAUAAACUUGAAUGAUUUCAUAACAAUAAUAAACAGAAAUAAAAUUCACUUAAAAUCAUCCGCGAAAAUUUCUAAUUCAUGAUAAAAAAAGAUCACCCUGUAUUUUUCACUGUAUUUAUUUAUACAAUAAUAAUUAUUUGUGUAUUACGUAAAAUCGACGAAAAUUGAAUAUAAAACAUUAAUUAUUCAUUUUUUUUUUCGGAACAGUUUUUUUUUUCAAUUAUAUCUGAAUAAUAAAUAAACCACUAUCUAUAUAUUUCCGUUCGUUUACUUCGUUAAAUAUUUCAAGUGCAGUAUAUAGAAGACUCAAUGCGUUUUAGAGUGCUUAAUAAAUCAUAAGAUCAAUAAUCUAACGGGGACCGUUACUCGUUAGAUUAUUGAUAUUAUUAUAACAACGCUCACAAAAGGAGAAUCAUUUUUAUAAAAGUAUUUUUUUAUUAUCUUUACCUACUCUUAUAUGAAGUACAACGUAAAAAUUAAAAACCAGCAUAAUUUUGUUUUACCUAAUUUAGUCAUAUAUAUCAAAAAAAAUAAAAAUUGAUAUGUAGGUAUUUUUGUAUAAUUAUAAUAAUAAUUGUACAAUAAUCUUUUAGUGUCGAGAAGAUUACAAACGUUCCUUUCUCGCCCAGCUGUCGUCUCCAAAUAGCUCAGCGUCCCUAUCCUCGUAUCUCGAUGCCCACAACGCCUACGUAACUCAGCUGCACGCGACCAACGGUAUGGUUAACCAAUAUAACCAACACGUACUGCCGCAACUCCUACAGGUAAUUUAACUUAGUAAAACAACAUGUUUUAUGUGAACAUUUUUCAAGAACAAAUUUAUUAAAUUACAAUUUUAAAUUGUGUGUGUUUCUUAAAAUAAUUUGAUCGAGGUAAAAGAAAUUCAUAAUCUUCAUCCGCAUUGAUUAAAUUAUUUGACAAAAAACUAACACUGAAAACUACUGGAUUGGUACUUUUAUUAUAAAUUUAUAGAUUCUGAGUGGAGCAAAGACGCUUAUGGUUUUACAAAGGUGUUUUUUUUUUUUUUUAACUAUGCGCAACUUUUCUACCAGAAAUCUUGCUUCGAUUUACAAUGAUAGCACUUUUUCUGAAAGGAAAUCUAACUGGGGUGGUACUUUUUUUUUGGUAAUUUCUUGAUUUUUUCAGGAGUUUUCUCAACAUAUUAGAAAAACAGGAAAACAAAUGGGGGAACGAAAAGAAUAGGUACAAUUUUAAACAAAUAACUAAAUUAAAUUAAUAAAUAAAUUAUUAAUUAAUUUAAUAAAUUAAAGAAAAUGUUUAAUGUAUAAGUAUUUUAUCAUAAUAUGCUAUAUAUAUUGUUGACAAAGCAAAACUAUCAACUGAAUUCCGUUCAGAAUCGUUUUUUUUUUUGUUAGCAAUGAUUUAUCGUUGCUUAUAAAUGUACAUUAAAGACCCGUCUACUCAUGUGAGAAUUACAUCUGUCUUUUUUAAAAAUAUUAUUUCCUAAUCAGAAUUUUGUCAUGGUUCUGUGGUAUACAAAAUAUGAUGAAUUUUUUUCUAUGAAAUUAACAAUAUACAAUUGUAUUAUUAUUUAGCCACAUCGAAAACCACCAUAUUAUUAUACACAUAUCUAAUAUGAUUACCGUUUUAUUUCAGGAAUUAGAAGACGUAUAUUCCGACUUGUGUGUGUCUUUGUCCGACGCCGUUUUCCAGGGAUCUGAUAUAAUCUACACUAAAGUAUGCUUAAUGACGCUUAUUUCCACGCCUCCUCUCUUGACUAUUUCAUUCUUAUUAUUUUGUAAUAACUUUGUUUCCGGCAGUCGAAUGACCAGUCGAAGAGGUACAACGCUUUAGGGUCACAAUGCCGGCAGCUGACACCGAGUUCGGAUUUGGCCGCGUUCGCUCGGUCCUUGAUUCCUUUGCCGGCCCCGCCACAUUCAUCGCAACGGACCCGAUGUUAUUGUCCACCCCAAGCUCCAGCGGACACCGAAGGCAUGGUUUUGGAUCCAGUGGUGACGGUAUGCGAUCAGCUAUUUAUUUCGGUUUUAUAGGUACGAGAAUUAAUAUAUUUUAUUAUUACAAUAUUGUCAUAGGAGGCCAUGGCGCAGCUGGCGCUAAAAAAUGACUUGGUCGUCGACAGACUAGCUAGCCUAGACGUGAAGGCUGGAUACGAUACUAUAAGGGCUGAACUAAUGGAUCUCGAGUCUCAAAUGAAACAAAUACAAGAUUCGGUGGAAACGCUCAAGCGCUUACAACAAAGGUUUUUUUGAUUAUUAUUUACUGAUGUUUUCACGGAGGGAGGGUGGUAAAUCUAACCACUGGUAAAAUUUAGAUCGAUGUAUUGAUUAUUGUAAAUUUCAUAUACCUAUACAUGAGAUACUGUCAGGAGUUUGUAUUGUAAUGAUGUUACGUGAAGGUUUAUAAUUAAGGUUGAAAAUAAUUUCAUUAAUAGGUUGCUAUAUUUACGUGAAAAGUUCAAACUGCUAAAUAUAUAUUAUAAAUGCCGGAUAGAUACUUUGUAGUAUAAGGAUAGGGCAGUAGAAAAGGAAGGUUGGUCACGUUAUCAUUGCAAAACUAAAAACAAGAUUAGGUUAAGCAAUUAAUAAGUCGUUUUUUAUUUCACGUGCAAUCAGGAGAACCCAGAAUAAAAAUAAAAAUGUCAAAAUUCAAAUGUGAGAGUACAUACAAUUUGAAUUCAUAAAUAUAAUGUCGGUAUUAUAUAUUUUUUUAAAAAAAACUAGAAAAACGAUUCGAUUAAAGUCUUUGAGCCUCUGAACAAAUUUUUUACCGACCGAAACAAAAAAAAAAAUCUUAGUAAAACUGAAAAAUAUAGAUUUUUCUCGCUUCACUCAUGAAAAUAAAAGAUACAAUUAUUCAAAGGGGGGAGGGUGGAUGUACGAGGAUUCUCGUUUAAACUUUUUAAUUCUGUGAUGGUCAUGAUUAAUCCCCUUAUAAAUUAAGUUUUUGUUUUUAUUAAUUAAUACUUAAUUUAUAAUAUUUAAUAUUGUUAUUUUACGAGCCGUGGUGUUGAAAUUCGACACUAAUCGCUAUAAUACAAUAGUGACGACCGUCGAGCACAACUUUGGGUACAAAGCUAUAUGACAUCUGCAAUUACGGACCUAGAAACGAUCCGAAUCCGGCGGCGGUGGCGGCAGACAGGGAUAACAUCAGACGACUGAAAUCUACCGGAUAUACUACGAAGACGUGUGUUUUAUCAUACGGAAACAAACGACGGUGUCUUCGCCGCCUUUGGGGACGACCCCUGAAUCGUAUUAUUUAUCGUCGUUGGUUGGUGAUCCCGAGACAAAAGCAUAAUGAUCACAAUAUGACAAGUCGUCGAUUCGAUCGAAAUAAAUAUAAUAAUAAUACACCAAACAAAAUUCGAGAUGCUUUUUUUCUCUUGUUCCCCUGUUUAAUGCUGCCCCGCCUCCAACGUAGAAAUUUGUUAUCUUUGUUGUGUUAGUGUUUUUUUUAUUUUGUUGUAUUAUUUUAAACUUUUUAUUCAAUGUAUAUUAUAAAACGGUAGCACAAACAAAAACUAAACUGCCAACCCUUUGUUUCACUUUUUUUUUUCACCCCCGACGGAUAUGCGUAUCUUCAUUUAUCAUUUUUUUUUUUUAUUUUGUAUUUAUACGAAGUCCGGCCAUUUUCGCCCGUUUGAUUUAAUCAAACGGAUUUCGUUUCACAGUUAUAUGUGUAUAAUAAUUAAUUGAAAUAUUAAAAUAUAAAAAUAAUACUUUUUUCGAUCCGCUGAACGUCGCAGUUAAUAAUAACAACAACAAUAAUAAUAAUAUUGGUGUUUUUUAAUCUAUAUGCGGAAUAUAAAAUAUUAUUUAUAUAUAAAACUCGUCCGACCCCAUAAAUCAUACCGUAUAUUAUUAAUAUUCGAGUUGUGUUUCGUUAUUAUCGACAUGCGUAUGUAUGUAUCGUUUAGUUUACUCUGCAGUAAACAUGACGUACGUAUACUUGGGUGGUACUUAUUUUCCGAAUUAGGCAAAAAAAAAAAAAAAUUAAAUGCCUCGUCAUUGUAUGAUAAUUUUCAAAUUCAGUGCAUUUAACUGUUUAAUAUUUCGACUAUAGCCUGUACAUUGCGUUCACCCUAAGAGGUACCACUAAAUAUUUCAGUUGGAUGACCCAGUAUUAAAAUGGAAUUUUCGGGAAACGAUAGGUAGUACCCAAAUACAUAUUUUCAGACAAAUUUAAAAUUUUUAACCCUUUUGGUACGCGCGUGCGUAAUACAACUUACUUUUUUUUUAAAUGACAACACCAUUUUUUUUCUACAGAUUCGGAUAAAGUAUUUUAUUUAAAACAAUUUUUGUUUGAAAAAUGUUUUUUUAAUUACAACAUCGGAAAAAUUAUAGUGUGUUGAAAUUUAAUAUUUACGAAUAAUCUGUUAUUGACGAUAUUUUAACUAUGUUCAACUUAUAUUCGAAAAUCGAAAUGAUAUCUUUGAUAUUGUGAAAUACCUGUUUGCUGACAGAUAAAAUAAAAAUAAACACUUCAGUUCAUUUUAUAAGGGCAUUUAAAAAAUAUCGUAUACGUGGAUCCUUCUAAUAAUGUUCAAGAUUUAAAAACGAAUUACGAGUAGCAUGUAAUAAUUUGAGAGAAGACCAAAUAAACGGUGCCACAUCAAGGUAAUUUUUAAACCAUUUGGAAUCAUGUUCGGAACAUCAAGGCGGAAACUUUGAAUAAUGUAUUUGAUAAAAAAAUAAUAGUUGCAAAUAAAUACAUCUUACUUUCAAAUUCAUAGUGUGUACAUUUUUAUAAUUUCCGUUGUUCGAUUUGUCUAUUAUCGAAGGUAAACUUUAGUUAUCCAUUAUAUAUUAAUCCCUUUUUCUAUCGUCUCUCACCAUUUCACUCAUCCGCCUAAAUAUUUUCAUCUCUGAUACACUCAUUCUCUGUUUUAUUUUUCUGUUUACCUCCUAAUACAAUAAAAUCUCACUACACUUGUAUAGAACUUAACUUUAAGUUUCAUUGGAAUUCUCUUGCUACAUAAAAGCCUAAAAGAUAUUUUAGCUCAAGUUGUCUAGAUGGUACUUUAAAGUUGUCAUUUUUUGAUUUUCGAAAACGAUUUAAUCGAAAAAUCACUAGAAUCAAACAAACCUUUUUUGUUGCCUUUUUGAUUUAAUUUCUUGCGGUAUCAUCUUCAAAACUUUUAAACCACUUCUGAGCUUUUAAGGAAUUUUAAUUUUUGUGAGUUUUUUGCUGUGAUUCGGUUAUAAAUACACGUAGAUAUUUGAAAUUCAUUAAUACUAUAUAUAUUGGACUUACCUAGACGUGGUAAAAUUUUCAAAAUCAUUGGAUAACUUUUUUUUUUUAAUGAACGUUUUAAAAUUAAAUUUAAACGAAAAUCGCCAAAAAAUGGCACUUCAAGUUAUGUAUUACCGAACUGCGCUUGGAAUCGUCUUUCAUCAAGCAAUGGUUUAUCGUUGCAUAUAGAUAUAAAUAAAAUAACCUUAUGUCCUACCUACUUUUCACCUACAACAGUGGCCGCUCCCAUCCUUAGUAUCAGCUUUUUCUAAGGUUUUUUUUUUUUGUAUUGUAUCUACUAAAUAUAUUUAUAUAUUUGUUUUGUAUAUGACACAAUUGGCAUGAAAAUAAUACAGCUAAGUCAUUAGAAGAUUUUUAAUUUAAAUAUAUUUAUUACUUGUAGCCUAUAGGUAUCCACUUUGAGAUUUGGAAAAAGUAUCCUAAAAAAUAUAUAAAUUAUGGGAUAAGUUUGGGUACGUUAACUGUUGUAAAUAUUAAGUACCUAAAUAAUAUUAUAUACAAUUAUAAUACAGUAUAACCAUUCCUUUUUGAAAACUGGUCUAUUAAACUGUACCUAUUAAUGUAAUUAAUUACAUAAUAAGUUUAUAUGCUGUAUACAUUUUAAUUAAUUUUAGAUUUUUAUUUGUACUUGGUUUCAAAUUUGAAAUAUGAAUCUAAACCAGGAGUGUCCAACUUUUUGUGAAGACAGGACCACAUCAUGUAAACAGAAGUUAUUGUGGGCCACACACAUUUUAACAAUAAUCCAUUUAAUUUAUAAUUUUUACCAUAGUGAAUAAUAAAUAGAAAUAUUUUGAAGAGCUAUUGUAUUUUAUUUAUAAUUGCAAGAAAAAAUAUAUUUAUUCGUGAUUAAAACAAAACAUUUUUAAAAUAAUUGCAUUGUUAUUUUAGUUACAUUAGUUUCUUUAUCGCCAUCAGAUUCCAAUAAAGAUAAAACGUUCAUAUAAUAGUAUAUACUAUUAAGUUAUAUUUAAAUUUUUUUAAAUUGUUUUACAUUCUUAAAAUAAAUUUUUUCUCAAUUUUUUCUCUUUAAUUAAUUGAUGAUUUUAAAUUGAUGUGAGGGCCAUAUUAAAAUCUACCGUGGGCUGCAUGCGACUCGGGUGCCACGGGUUGGACAUCCCUGAUAUUAACAAACUUUAAAAAGAUUGUGUAUGUUAGGUAUAAAUGUUCUUAUUUGUAUUUAUUUUAAAAUUAAAUUUUAUGUAUUUUAUUGAAUUUCAAUGUAAUUUCCACUAUACCCUAACUAAACAUAUUUUUGUAACUAUUGCGGAUACCUUAAGUCUCAUGUUACUUGUUUAUCAAUUCGAGUUAAGAUAGUUUUAAACGAUUUGCUGUUAUAUUUUUUAUUUUUUAUCUUUGCAAUUUGUUGGCACACCACAUAGAUUCAUAGGUAAAGAUAUAUGAAUAUUAUUCUCUGUUCGUUUUCUAAUAUAUUACAUACAAAUUAUUAUAAUUUUGUCGGUUUUGUAUUGUAACAUAUACAUCACAAAGAACCCUGAUAGCUUCAUAUAUGAGUAUAUUCUAAUUGUUCAUGGAUUUCUCGUAAUACCUAGAAUCUAGAUGAACGUUGUUUGAAAUUGAUUUUCACACUUGUUUCUUUAAAUUUAAUAUAAAACAUAUGUUUGUAUAUUUUGUCUAUUUAUGUGUAAAGAAUUAUUAAUUCUAAUAAUAUUUUAACUAAUAGAUUUUAAUUUUUGAUUUAUACCCUAAGUGAAAUUAAUUUCAAUAUCUUUAAUAUUAAUCUGUUACAUGGCAAUCAUGAUAGACGAUCGCUAGUUUGGUUCUGAUCACACUCGUUGUUCUCAGAUUUUUCACCAUGCUCCCAUUAUUCCAUGUUAAUUCUUUUGUUUUGUUACGGCUAUUGUUAUAUUAAUCUAUUUAGUAUUUUCUUACGAGUCCACAUAGUAGAUUCCAUCCAGGGGUUAAAUUUUCAGUUGGAGGGACACACACAGAGGCUUGCAAUUCUUGCAUAGUUGUUUGCUAAUUCAAAAAAAAAAAAAAUAAAUAAAUUAGUAAAACGUUGUACACUAGUAAAAUGUGAAUUCGGAUAGGCAUUCUAAGUAUAUCAUCACAUUCGAUUUUCGAUGAAAUUGUAUUAUUGCAUUUAACUCAUUUUUUUUCUGAUAAUAAUUGAGGCAUAAAAUAUUUUAAUUUAUUGUACCCAUGAUUUAUUGGGUUUUUAUUUAUUUCGUAUUGCAUUGAAAUCAUCGGGCACGUAGGCAUUUGGUAUAAUACUAUUAUAUUAAAAAGACAAUUAUUAUAGUAGGUACUAUACGGUAGUUAAAAGUCAAAAAGUGAAUUCAAUCGUAUAAUAUUUCUAUCGUCGUUAUCCGUCCUAAAUUAUAAUAAUUAAUUGCCGUGUACAUACCUAAUUGUAUAAGUGUAAUAUUUGACAUGUUUGGAAAACAUUAUAAAUAAUGCGUUUUUCAUUUAUAACUUCUAAAAUGAAAGGGGAUUUUAUACGAAAAAUUUGACAUUAUUUGCUGGCAUAAUUAAUAUUUACUUUAUUAAUCUGCAUUUGCCAAACCUGUUCAAAACAAAAGUGGUUUCGAUUUUGGUUUUGAUUUUAGGCGUUCUACGCAAAAAUUUGUAAAACGACGAACACUUUGUCCAAAUUAUCGUCUUGAACAUAGUAAUAAUAUACAAUUUUAGAUCGGUAAACAGCAGAAUUUCGUCAUAAGAAAAAAAAACAAAUAAAUGCUCAUUGAUAUAGGUACGAAAUUGUGCCAAAUUUAUAUGAGACAUUUUAUAAUAUUCACAUGCAUUAGUUUUUUUGUUGUUUUUUUUUUUACUAUAAGCAAUGCUCAUUCGAAUGUAUCUAAAUAAAAUUGUAUUUAUAGGAUAAAUGACAUCAUAAAUAAAUAUUAAAACUUAUAAUAUUUUUACCCUCUCUUAAUAAGAGUGCGCGAAACAUAUACCUUUUUAUUUUUGUUUUCAACACUGUUCUGAUAAACGAACACGCUGAAUUUUUCUGUUAUCAAACGUGUGAAACGUUUACUCACGAAUUCGCUCGUGAUUUAUUGUAUAAACAUUGUAUUUUCAAAAUGCGUAAACACAAAAAUAACUUUACGUUUAGUAUAUUAUUAUAUUUUGUAAUCUGAUUUUAAAUUUAUAGCGAUGCCUUUUUGUCACUUCGAUAACUUUUUUUUUACGUUAUCGCGGUAGAUAGAUAUAUAUAUAUAGUAGGUGAACUGCAAGUAUAACAAAAUUAAUUUCGAAUAUUGUUUGACAGGCUCAGAAACAGUACCGUAAGUAGAAAACCGUCGUCGGUGAACUAUACAUGGUUCGGUUCUCGAGAGAUUUAUAUUCUGAACAAAUAGUAUUGAACGAAAUUCGCGGGUCCGGGUCAAUUUACCGACACUCAAAUGACCGAUAGGACAUUUGGCCGACCACCAAAAUACCGACCCAAUUAUUAAAUAUCACGGAAAAGCGCUUAGUGUUAUUUUUAUAUUUUGUGGAAUAUCUACACGAGCCGAUUGAAUCGAGUAUAGGUGUAUCGCAUCGAGUAUCGGUGUAUUGUAAUAUCUAACAAUCUAACGCAAUAGUAGUCAAUAGUAUUGACUAAUAAUUAAUUAACAGCAAUAAAUUGUGUUUGUAUGUAUAAUAAAAUAUGAAUAUUAUAUGAUUUUCUGUGGUAUUUAAUAAUACCGUUCCUGUCGAUAAAUACACUAGAUAGCUGUGUAUCAUACAAAAUUAUUUAUGUACUUUUAGAUUCUGAGCGUAGGGAGCUAUUAGUUUUACAAUGAUAUUUAAUUUUUAAAUUUUUUUUUUUCUGUGAACAACUUUUUUACCGAAUAUUUUGAUCCAAUUUUUAAGUGUAGCACUUUUUUUGAAAGGAAAUCUGAUUGGGGUAGUACUUUAGGUCAUAUUUUUCAAAAUAAAUGUGAAAAACAGGUGAAAAACUUAGGAAAAAAGGGAAAAUUUACGAAACGUAUUAUUUUCAAAUCGUAAUUAUUACCGCCUUUCAAAACAUUAUUGAAUUCCGCUCUGAAUCAUUUUUCGUCAGUAAUGAUUAAUCCUUCUGUAUAAAAAUACAUUAAAUUUCGCCUCUUCCUUCUCAACUUCUUACCCACAACAGUGUCCCACCUAUCAUGUAAAGUAUGUCCGUUUGUUUUUUUUUUUUGAUAAUUCUUUUUUUAUAUUUUAACACUAUCCAUAGUAUUAUCAUUACUAAGAUAUUUAUUAUUUUUUUUUUUUCGUAGUUUUUAAUCAAAUCGGUAUUUCGAUUGUCAGUCAUUUAGGUCAAUUGUCUAUCUUCCAAUCUCCCAAAAUACAUACCAAUGUAACCUCAAAAAUUGGAUGAUUAGUUUUUAUUAUGAUUUGUUCACUUUCCAGACUUUUAAAUAUACUAGGUAGGUAUACAACAGACAACGGUUUUUACCUAUAUUUACCCUUAAAACAUUUUUCACCGUCCCCUCCAGAGUAAUAAUUGUAGUCAAAAUAGUUUUGAACCGUGAAUGAGUUUGACUAAUAAAAAUAUUACACGUCGUUUUAUAAUUGUUUCGGCGCGAAUUGUUAAAUUUCAGUACGUUUUCCUAUACACAAAAAAUUAAUGUAGUGUAAAAACUUUAUUAUGAUGGAAAAUUCCCCACUCUCAUCGCGGAACACUAUAACAUAGUAUUUUUUUUAUUAGGUUAAACGCAGCUACGGGUAGCUUAUAUUGUUUUUUGUUGCAGAAUGGGUAUAGGUAUACCUACAGGAAUCUCGUUCGACGCAGAAUUAAUAUAAAAACGUUUAAUAAUUUUCCCGCUAUCCGCUUAUCCAUUCUCGGUGAUGCACGGUCCGGCAUUUAUAGUUUAUUAUUUUGACAUGCAGUGCAGUGGUCCUGUUCGAUUUCUAUUUCGUUAGUCUAAUAUUGUCCUAGUCUCGAAAUCAAUUAAUUUGUCCGGUUCGAUUUUUUAAAAAAAAAAAGUUUAUUGUUCUACGGUAUAGACUAUAGAACAUCAAUAUUAUUUUUAUACCACCGGUUCCUAAAGCGUGUGCCGUGUCGUCAUGUGAAAUCUUAUUUUGUCUAAAAAAAUUUUAAAAUCAAACGACGGCGGAAACAGCCAAAUUUAGUGGGUGUCACUAUUAAUUAUUUGGUUUUUUUUUUUUUUGCAGGAGCUUGGAACAGUCCAUGUUCAACAAAGCAAACGAACUGCAAGAGGAAAUCAGUAGCAAGAGAUUCGAAUAUCGGAACGCACAAAUACACCUGGCUGCCGUUAAGUCACAGGUAAAAUUAUUGCUGUAUGUAAUAUAUAAUUUAGGAACCUUUUCCUGUUAAAUAAAAUAGGUACGUGAAAUAAAAAUAGUUUAAAAAUGUUAAAAAAAACACUACGGAUUUAUAGGACUAUCUUAAAAAGUCCGUCAUUCUGGCACCCGCACUUAGGAAUUUUAAAACUAAACCAACGCCAUUAUUUAGCAAGGAAUUUGUAAUAAUUUGUAACCUCUCCCAAACCCGAGAAAAAAACUUUUUUAGUUUUCGGUUGCUGAAACAACGUCACCCUGGCACCUGCAUCGUCUUAAAUUUAUAAAUGUGUAUUUAAAAUCUUAUACAAAAGAGUGUGCCGGAACAACGUCGUUUCAAAAAUCGGAAAAUAAAAAAGUGUUUUUCUCGGGUUUGGGAAGGGUUACAAAUUCGGAAACAAAAGUAACAAAUUAUUACAAAUUCCUUACUGAAUAAUGGCGUUGGUUUGGUUUCAAUCGGACAAGUUUUUAAGACAAGCCCUAGACGAUGCGGGUGCCAGGAUGACGUUGUUUCAGCACCCGAAAAAUAAAAAAGUGUUUUUCUCGGGUUUGGGAGAGGUUACGAAUUUGAAAACAAAGGUUACAAAUUAUUACAAAUUCCUUGAUAAAUAAUGGCGUUGGUUUGGUUUUAAAAUUCCAAAGUGCGGGUGUCAGGAUGACGGACCUGUUUUAAAGGCCGUGGAAAAUAUAUUACAGCAUUGUGUGUACGACGGGGUGAUUUUUUCAUUUUAUAAAUAUAGAUACAGGGUGCAAACAUACUCGCAUCGGUUUGCACAAGAUAUUCCUUUAAUAUUUUCGGUGUAUCGAAUAAAAAUCAACAUAUUUUUCAACAUUUCGCUUAUAUUAUACGGUAUUCUAGGUACAUCCUAUAUACGAUAGGUAGAGAAAUUAUAUAUUAAUAUUAUUUCUAAAUAUAAUCAAAAACAAUAGUUACUACCUAUAUAAAAAUGCAACAAAAAUAGUGUGACAAAUUUACCUAAUACAUGUAUAAUCGACUCCAAAUCAAUAAUAUUUUAGAAUAUUCUUUAACAUUCCCAUGCAUUUUUUCUCCGGAAAUUCGAAUUUAUCAUACUCGUGUUACGCGCUGUAUUGCUUUUUGAUGCUUUUUCAGCAUCAUCGUGAUGAUUUUUUUCUCCACCCUGUAUUUGUGUUAACUAUUCAGUGUGGAAAAGCUGCGCGUGAAAAGUUUUCGCAAAUACAUAAUAUACAAAAGCUUGUAUAUACCUAUACGUAUAUAUAUUUUACGAUUUUCUAGUUCAUUUGACGGGGUGACAUGGGAACAUUUGUUUGGCGUGUGUUUCGCUGCAGACGGCCGGUUCCGCCUCGACCAAACUUAUUUUUUAGUGCCCCCCCCACCCCCAAUAGUCACAAUCAGUUAUAUUAUUUGACUAUAUGUCUACCGUAUAAAUUCACUAAUUCAAAAAAAAAAAUAAUAAUAAGACGUCCUAGGAUAGUGAGGACUUGUGCAACUAAUGUUAAUGGUAAUUCAAUGUAUACCUGUAAGAAACGAUAAACCAUUGCUUACGAAAAAACAAUUCUUAGCGGAGUUCAGUUGAUAGUGAUGCUUUGUUAACAAUAUAUAUGUCAUAUUAUAGUAAAAAUAUUAAAAUGGUUUUCUAUAUUUUCUUUACUAAUGUUUGUUUAAUGUUAUACCGAUUUUCCCAGUUUUCUUAUGGUUGUCUAAGUUUUCUCAUGUUUAAACCAGGUUUUUCACAUUUGCCUAGAAAAUCUAAAUAUAACCUCUCUUACGUACCUUCCCAGUCGUAUUUUCUUUUAAAAACAUUGCUAUCAUUAUAAAUUAGAGCGAAAUUGCUGGUAGAAAACAUCUUUGAAAAACCGUAAGCUUCUUUGCGCCACUCAGAAUCUAAAAUAAUAAUAUUUUAGACACCGUAUUACUUGUAACACAGAACUUUUAUGGAGACAUAACUGAAGAAUUUAUAGUCCCUCAAACUAUUAGCGUAAUUAUCCUAUCGAUUGAUAAAAAACUGAAAUUGUAUAUAUCCACUAGUGACGUGCCCGCAAAUAUGUAA